This is a messenger RNA of Diospyros lotus (date-plum), 755 nucleotides long. Its product is annotated as dormancy-associated protein homolog 3-like. Bases 85 to 438 code for a protein of 117 amino acids. The transcript has 3 exons. The record is from RefSeq and is a predicted model, not a curated record. NCBI's taxonomy places the organism in Eukaryota, Viridiplantae, Streptophyta, Magnoliopsida, Ericales, Ebenaceae.
UGCAUUCCUCGUGUUCUCGGUCUCAGGUUGACCCGCUCGAAGCUGUAAUUGCUGCCGAUUACGCCGGUAAACCUAACUGGCGCUAUGAGCUUGCUUGACCAGCUGUGGGAUGACACCGUCGCCGGUCCCCGGCCGGAAAACGGCCUGGGCAGACUCCGUAAACAACCGUCCUUCACUUUCCGCUCCAGCUCCGGCAAGGAAUCGGAGAGCGGAGGUUCCGAGGAGAGAGUGAGGGUUACGCGAAGCAUCAUGAUAGUGAAACCACCGACUCCGAACGGUUCGCCUCCGGUUUCCCCCGCUGGUUCGACAACUCCGGUAUCUCCUUUCGCUGGAGGAGGAAGAGAGGCCUAUCGGUUUCGCAGAAGGUCUACAUCGGACGUAUACGAGAAAGCAAAUGGGACUGGAACCAGGAGCCGCCCUCCUUCUUACGACGUGUGAGAACUGAUCAGGGAGGGAGUCCAUUAAUGUUUCCCUCUGCAGGUUUUGUGGGGGUUGUUGAGAGUAGGGGGGAGGGAAUGAGGUGAAGAGUAGUAGUGUGUGAAUCGGGAGGUGCAUGGGAGUAUGUUUGUAUGUAUGUUGUAUGUAUGUUAUCUAUGUAUGUAUGGGGUUGUUUAUGCAGAGUUUUGUACAUAAAAAUGUAAUAUGUAAUGUGGGCUUUGUGCCAUGACACUAUGUGUGUGUGGGGUGCUCGCAAGGCCAUGGCAUGGAUAGAGACUCAGCUUCUCUCUGCACGUGUAUCAAGAGUUGUUUUCUCA